Schistosoma bovis is the source of this 6429-nucleotide messenger RNA. Lineage: Eukaryota; Metazoa; Platyhelminthes; Trematoda; Strigeidida; Schistosomatidae. The record is from the annotation of a GenBank genome assembly.
AAAAAUGUAAGAGCCAAGUUUGAAGUUUAACCUUGUUUAUUGUUAGACUCUGUGUUUAAGUGGUAAUACUUGUGGUUAAUAUAACUAGCCAUUCUCACUCGCUCUGUAUUCUACCUCUAUUUCUACAGGGUCGCAUAGCUCAAAAAAUCGCUUUCAGCUGCUGCUGAGAUUUUUAACCUUAGUAACCGAUGUUUUGACAGGUUAGUGAAUGUCUUAGAAAUACAUAGUAGUGGUGUUGGCUUUUGAAACGUGUUGUGAUGUCUGGUACUGAUUAAUUUCGAACAAGCCUCGUAGUUAGGUCAAUUGUAGUUAUUUGUUACUUCGGGAACAUCGGUUCGCCGAAUCUUAUUUGCAGCGUCAUAUAUUAGUUUCCUGAUACAGGAACCCCAUUCACUUUAAUUGAAGAAUGAAUUGUUUAGAAUUUAAGGGGAUAAUGGUAAAUUCUCAUUCGUAUUCCGUGCUCAGUGUUCUUAAGGAAUCUGUUUGAAUUUCCUUUUUCAUAUAGUGUUCAUUGCUGGCAUGAUUUGGGCACAUGGCCUCGGCUUUUUGUUUUCCAGAAAGCUGAUUCUCCCUUAUUUAAACUUUUCAUAUUGCUCUCGCAAUUUUUCUUACAUGAGUUCAUUACUUGGAAUUUGAACAUUCGACUAAACAGGAAUCAUAUGAUGGUCGGUUGUACGUGUAUUUUAUAGUUUAGUCAUCCUCAACGUAAAGUCUGGCGCAAAUGUUCUUUAUCGUGUGUUACCAUGUCACAAUACCACGAUUAAACAUCUUUUAUCAAUAAAUGAGUUGAAAAUAUGGUAGCGAGUAUAAUAAGAACUACAAUGUCGAGAAUGUUACUCAUAAUUUAUUUCACAUAUCCAUAUUUUCUCUUCCAGGUUUUUAAUAAGCGAAAUAAUCUUAAACGUAAACAUUCCUGGGUAGUUGUAGCAUACUCUAAAAGCCAGACGGUGACGUAACAUUACCAUAUUGUUUCUUGGAGUACUGAAGUUAUUCUUUGUUAUUUCAUUGUGUUAUGGGUUGCCACGUUUCAGCUGAUAGUUCUAAUAGUUUUACGUGGGACGACUAUCUUAAGAAAACAAACGGUCGCCCGGCGAAGUUGGAGUGCUUUAAACAGGUUAGUAGUGCAUUAUUUUGUAGGAUACAAAUUUGACUUAAAAUGAAUAGUUUAUUUUACUCUCCACAGUAGAAAUUAGUGUAGCUCCCUUCAAGACAUGGCACCAGUACAAUAUUCCAUUGGUGGUCGUAGAUUUAUGAGAAGUGGGGUCUUGCCGAUCAAGAAUAAGUUAUUCUUAACUUGUGACUAGAGAAUUUAGGUAAUAUCUCUCCAGUCGCAGUUGCUCCUAUGUCCCGAUUUUCGUAUAACCCUAUAUUUCUCGUUCUGUGGUUUUACCAGUAUCCUUGAUACAAUGUUAUCUGGUGCUCUCGGCGGUAGUUUCACUCACUACCUUAUAAAUCUCUGAUGAUAUGAAGUAUGCCAUGUUGGACCGAUAUAUUUUUGUGCCAGAUUUCAAGUUAUCAGUAACUAAUUGCUGCAACCUACCAAAGUCAAACACUUUCAAGUCUAGCAAAGUGAGAGAAAGUUGGCACAUGGGUCUGAAGCCUAUUAAUAUUACGAGGUAAAGGAACAGUAAGGAAAUAAUCCGUACAUGGCCUUAAGGUAUAAUUCAAAAGGGUUCCUUAACAACACUCACGGUAAAAUAACUGGAUAUUCACGCAUAUGAGUUUGUACUGCUUAAAUUCGAUUAACUAUAUAAGGGCUCAGAAUUUUCCUUUUUGGAAAACUUUGUGAGAAUAAUUGUUCUUGAGUAUCUAAUAUCAUCGAAUAUUGUACCUAUUUUUGACUGCCUAUUCUGGUUCCAGUAUCAACAAUUCCAUCGAAAUAAAGACUUGUGGUCGUACCCUAGUGGUUCAUUCAUUACGUAGGCAGUAGUACAAAGGCAUUGUAGGUAUCCCAACAUCAUCGUAAUUUUGUAGAUAUCUAAGAAAUAUCUCGUUCAUAUCCAUAUUUCAUUCAGAGGCUACCAGUCAGUGUUGAUACACUUGAAUUAGGCACGAAAUCCUGCAUCUUAUUAGUUACCAUGUUACUUGCUAUCAGGGGCACAGGAUAUUACAACCCUGCUGGUUGAAAAUCAAGACACUUAGAUGCCAUUAUUUGAGACGGCACAUUUGAGUUUUGAAAUGUUUAUCAACGAGACUAAUUGCUUGAUUUACUAAAGUAUUUGUAAGUUUGUUGACAAAAUAUUCUUACAGCUGUUCAUAGUUCCUAACAAGCUUUAUUGAAUACCACAUAAACUACUGGAGAAAGCAUUAAAUCUAAGGUUCUUCAGACGAAAUAUUUCCUGUUGAUCUAAUUGUUGUGGGACACAGGCUGUCGUAAAUCAGUAAAUUCAGUGUUUACACAUAUAACACGUAAGUCGACGAAAAAGACAUCUGAUGCUAAGAAGCAAAUGUAAGUUAUUGGGUUUAAUUUAUGUAGUGCUGACAACUUCAAAAUAUGUCCUUGAUCUGCAAGGCCCGUUAUGAAGCUAUCUGAAGCAGAUCCGAGUUGUUCAGAAGUGGAAUUCAUGUUUUAUUUUCGCCUAUAAAUGUUAAGUGUUCCACAUUAGACUAUAUAUGAUGGUAGGCGAACUAGUUGGGCACCAAACUUAUUUGAUUUUUGAUCCAUUCUCUUGUCCAAAUAUGUCAUUAACUCGCUUGACGUAUGGCACUAUCAUCUGUAAUAGAAUAUCUAACAGCCUCAUGAAGGUCUAGUAGAUUUAUUUAUUUAUUAUUAUUUUAUUUGAACACAAACAUUGGCACGAGAGGGCACCAAAUACGUAUCCGCCACAAUAACAAAAAGGUCAGUAGGAGUUGCGAUUGAUUUGUGUGAGGUCUGUGAUACUACCCGGGCGCCCAAACCGAAGCAGGUGAUUUCUUAGGGCGCCACACCCUGAGCUUUAGACUUAAAGGUCCAAAACAUAUGGCAAUGAAGCAACGUCAGGAGAUGCAGUCUCGUGGUAGCCGGGGUCCAACAAUAGGUUCAUACGCCAUUUAUUCCCUCAGGAUUUUGGAGCCCAUGUGCGCCAUUGGUUUGGAAUUAGGGUUUUCCAACUCACCUAGGUAAACCCUCUGUUUCUACCAGCCCAGUUAAAGCACCGGACAUUUGCUUUUCACCCCCUCAAUUUCGUAAACAACACUUCUGUCGUGAGAAGGCAAUGAGUAGGUCUUCAUUGUCAGUGGUUGUAUACGCGUGGACAUAUGGUAACAUUUUGAGAGUGAAAGCUGACACGCCCCACCCCCGACCAUACCUGGGCAUUUUGGGGCAAAUGACAGGAUGGCGAAGGAGGUUCCGCCCAAUAAUAAUAAUUUUUCUUAACUCAUUUUGUUUCUUUCGUCCGCACAACGUACUCUCGUUAUUUUUAUUAUAUAUAUCUCUCUCAGGUACAUUGUUUCGAACUGUGGGAUUGAGAGCCUAUCAAGUUAAGUGACAAGUUCUAUGUUGCUGGUUCGGUUUUUCAUAUUUCCAGUAUUUUUAUUUUCCACGCGUUUAGAAGUACUAGGUUUAGCUGAAGUGAAAUAUUUUGUAUUGGGAUAGUAACUAGUAUAUCAUCAAGUGUAGCUGAGUCUUAUGCAAUAUAGAUUAUAGCUAUUUUGAGUUUUUAGUAUAUUUUAACAGUUUUUUUAGCGAAACCAAUCGCAUCCACUUAUUCCAUAUUGAUGUCGAUUUUAACAUCAUUCAACUAUAUAAUCGAUUAUUUCAUCUUAAUUCCACUUCUAACUGCUCAUUUAUAUAUUUCUUACUGUAUCAAAACAUCAAUUUCUUGUUUUUGUUUCAGUCUCUUGUUCCUCCGCCAAACUAUUUCGAGGUGAAUACCAUUCUAGAAGCGGAGGAUCAACGUAGCGCAGCUCUUGUUCUCAAUCCAUAUUCAAACGACCUAAUAAAAGCACGUUAUGCUAAUAAUUCUACUAUUAGUAAUCAACAGCUGUUGGAGACCCCAUGUAGAAGGUCCAGUCUGAAUCCUCACUCCAGUGGAACUGUCCGACGCUUCAGAGCAGCUUCAUUCAGUUUAGCUCGAGUGAUAGAAACGUGUGGUCCACGUUUGAGAAUACGUCUGGUUGGAACUGAUGAUCGUAAUGAUUAUUGGUUCUUAGUUGAUUCUGAUCAAAUCAGACCUUAUCCUUCUGGAAGUCCACUACAACCACCCUUUGGCUAUAUGCAUAAUCAUCUUGUGUGGAAUCGUACUCUUAAGAAAGCAACUGAAGGAACGCGUUUUGCAGAUCCUUCGUGGUUCAUUUCACAACCACCAGAUCCAGAGGAUAACUACUUCCAAGUGAAUGACAAGUUAGAGGCAGUAGAUCGUAGAAAUACUCAGCUGAUAUGUCCUGCAUCUGUAGGCGCAGUGAAUGGCCACCAUAUUUUGAUAAAUUUUGAUGGUUGGUCAGGAGCUUUUGACUAUUGGGCUCGUUUCGAUAGUCGUGAACUAUUUCCUGUCGGUUGGUGUAAGUCAGCCAACUACCCUCUUCAGCCACCUGGACCAAACGUUAUACGCUCUCCAAUUAUUCAUUCAACCCCUAGUUUCUUGUAUGCUCAUAAUUCUGUUUCCCAAGCUCCCAGCAUCUCACCAAAAUAUCUAUCUAAAGUACUUACUAACAGUUGCAGUCGUAUCACAAAGACAGAUAAAACGUCCUCAUGUCCUCGUAAAAAGUUGGGACUUUCAAGAAGAAUUAAAUCGCAUACAAAUUCAGUUAGGAGUAAUUUGCAUGACGAAUCAGAAAGCUCAACACCUUUCAGGAAUCCUUGUGAGCUGUCAGCAAAACAACCUCUAAGUAUAAGGAGUUCAUUUUCUCCUGUUUUAUCAAUGCCAAAUCAUAAUAGCGUUGCUUCCGACCAUAUGGACGUCAAUAAAAAUGAACGUGUUGAUUUGUUUGUGGAACCUAAUUCCCUAAAUACUUCACAAGUUGAUUCUUCCAUUCGGUCCUUGACAUCACCACCCAUUGUCCCUCCUGUCCUAGAAGAUGCAAAUGAUUCUUUAAACACGUUUUACUCUUCGUCUCCCCCUGAACAUCCUCCACGAAUCGAAGCUUCUGAAUUUGUGAGUGAUUCUGCGAACGUACGUCAUCGACGUUUCAGUGGCCCUUCCGAUUGCGUUGUGCGUCUCCAAGCGAAAUCGUCAUUAAUGCCAAUGUCCAACGUGUCACAUCCUUAUGAACCAGAACUAAAAUCAUGGAAAGUAGUAACAAAAACUAAGCAAAAAAGCAAACAACACAAACUGAAGCGACGCAGUGGGAAUUCAAAGAAAAAAUAUCCCAAAAUAAAACAGAAAUUCAAAAUAGCCAAUAACAGUUUAACUAGUUCGGUGCUGUGCGACUAUGAGUAUGUUGAUUCAGUUUCUCCUCAGCUGAAAGCCUUCUCUGAUGUGAGUCAAAACUAUGAAAAGUCAAUCGCUUAUUCAGAAGACAAUCCCAAUUUGUACAAAAACGAAGCUGCCGAUUCUACUGCUUUCUGCAAAAACGAUUCUGCAUUAACAUGUACUCCUGUCUUCAUGGCAGAUAGAAAGAGUUUAUUUAAAUCGGAGAACGAUCGAAGUAAUAGUGCAACCAUGGGGUCAAGUUUAGUCUUUCAAUCACAUAUCUCCCAUGAUAUCAUGCAUACGAAUGGCUGUUACUUUGACGAAAUGAAUUCCCCUACUCAUGAUAAUUUGUCUGUUGAAACGUCCGAUUCACAUUUGUGGUUUUCUGGAAAGUUAGAGUCUAAUUCUAAUAAAUCUUCUUAUCCUGUGUACGCUCAUCAAAAUGUUGAUAGUUUAGAUAGUCAAAGUCUAACUACACAUCUCCCUUCGUCAACAGUAUCUCCUUCAUCAUUGGAUUUAGGAUCGUUUCCUUUUCCUAAUCCUACUCAGUGGACUAUUGAAGAAGUAUACAACUACAUUACGGCUCGUGAUGCUACUCUCCUUGAAGCAGCGGAAAAAUUCAAACAUCAUGAAAUAGAUGGCCAAGCACUUCUUCUUCUUAGCAUGGAAUCACUGCGUAAUUAUAUGAAGAUUAAAUUGGGUCCGGCUUUGAAAAUGGUCCAUCUUAUCAGUCGUCUAAAACGUGGGUUGCUGUAACAGCUAGUCUUCGGAGUUCGGCUUUUUUAUUGGUCCUUUAUAUAUCAAUUAUACCAUCCGGACAAUAACAAUUUACAGAUGAUGAAUGUUCCUAAAUCUUCUCUAAAAUUUAUGUGUUUCUAAUCUAUUUUCUUAGUACUCAAAUUGACAGAUCUUUAUGAGUUCAAUGUAGUUGAAUUCAUUCGGUUAAUAUAACUGUUCAAUAUGAAAAAUCGUCUUGAAUAAGACUUGUGUUUUUUCUCAUUGAAGCUAACGUUACCUCUUUAGUAUCUUCUACUUAAGCUUUAUUAAUUAAGUUUGGUCUGUUUUAUUUAUAUAUAUAAAGAUUCGAACUGUUUUUCGU